Elgaria multicarinata webbii is the source of this 2263-nucleotide messenger RNA. It is a transcript of the gene BRD3OS, whose product is annotated as BRD3 opposite strand. The transcript is spliced from 2 exons. NCBI's taxonomy places the organism in Eukaryota, Metazoa, Chordata, Lepidosauria, Squamata, Anguidae. The record is from RefSeq and is a predicted model, not a curated record. Bases 752 to 1009 code for a protein of 85 amino acids.
AUUGCAACUAACACAACAAAGACCCCUGUGUCGCCUUAAAGACAAACCCGUUUAUUCUGCUGAAGCCUCCAUCAGGGGCGCUUCGCUUACCUAGAUUUCCUUAUGGCCCAGUCAGCCAAGAGAAGGAAGGAAUCGCAACGGGUCCUGGAUACGGCAGCAGCAUCGAUCAUCGUGGCUCUUUGUCUCCAUGGAAACAGAGGCAGCGUCGCCUUCUGACCCAAGGUAGCUCCCAUCCUCAAACCGAGCUGAAGACGCAGGAGGCGUCUCAACAACGGAUCCCUCCUUCUUUGGCCUACAAAAGCCCAGCACCGAUUUCCCCUUUUCCAGGGCGGUUCCUGGUGUUUCCAUGUCCUCUUCCGUAAGACCAAGGGUUCGGCCGGGAAGAGCGCUCAGGAGGCAGGCAGGAUAAGAAGGCUGAAAGAAGACCCCGAAAGGAAGGAUGGGUGUGGAGGCAGGACAGAACCAGAUCACAGAAGUCUCGGUGCUGAAAGGGCAGGGAACCAAGACCAGGUCCUAUGUUUUUCCAUGAAAGCCAGCGUUCUGAGUCGUUUCUCCGUUGUAGUCUCAACCUCCUGAAAACCUCUUUGAGUGAAAAACCAGGAGAUCCUGGUUACGUCUCCCCUGACGUGUCUGAAGUGGUUUCUCUCCUUGCUCAGCGCCAGAGCAAAGUCCGCUUCAGCCCUGAGCUACUGCUGGAAUACAGUGGCCGUGGGACCCCCCGGCCUGUCCAGAGCCGCCGGCAGCUAGAGCAAUGAGCGGCAGCCGCCCUCCCCUGGCUGAGAAGGCGUUCUCAGAGGCCUACGCCCGCCUCCGUUACAGGGACACCUCUUUGCUGAUCUGGCAGCAGCAACAGCAGAAGUUGGAGACCGUCCCGCCGGGAACCUACCUGAGCAGGAGCCGCAGCGUGUGGUACUCGCAGUACGGCAACCAGGCAAUUCUGGUGCGGGAUAAGAACAAGCUUGACGUCUCCAGGGACACGGGGCAAUCCAAAUUUUGCACUGUGAUGUAAUUUCAGCACUAAGGGUAAGAAAGGGACAUGAGCCAGCAGACCUACCAAAACGGUUCCAGAAAAAAUGGGUUUUCCAAAUGGUUUUUAAGACAGUGUUUCCAUUUAUCUUCUUGGCAAAUUUUGAACAGUGUUUCCGAAGUUACUUGGGGAUUCCCCCCCCCCCCGAGGGGCAUUAACAAUUGCACGACUCCUGUUCUGAAAUAACUACCCAACCCUUCAUCAAUUGCCAUUUGGUUCUUUCCGGUGCAGAAAUAGGCGCUGCAUUGUCAGCAGAGAUCGAUCCAGGAUCCACAGAGGUUUAGGACUACUGAGUAAAAAAACCCGGUUUGCACAUUUGGUCGAAUCAAGUGGGAGCGCACUCCAGGUAAGAGUGUUGCAGCUUUGAAUGCUUCCCUAUGAAGAAAGCAAGCACCUCCCUGCAUGCGGAAGGCGAGCCGGUCAGGACAGUGGCUAAGUGGAGCCCUUUUGCUGUCCAUGCUGAUUGUUGCAUGGAACAACUUAGGUUUUGCGGGGAACCGUUCAAGCGCGCAGUCCAGGAAAACUCUCAUCACUUCCUUUUCACAAAAGCAGAGAUCAUUCAGAUUGCUCCCCUGCCUGCUACCACCGCUGCAAAUAAACCAGCGUUUUUUCUUGAAAACUAAUGUCCCACCUGGAAGGAAACGCACGUUUCAGGGAGGCUUCCAACAAAUUCAACAGCAGAAGGCCACAGAAAUGUGGUGGGAAUGCAAAGAGAGAGCGCUGGUAGAGACGCAUAAUGCGUGAGCCCACGACGGCACCUCUUUGCAAGGGGCCAAAUGAAAAGGGUGAACCCCGCCACGCUCCGGAUGUUUUGGCCCACCAUUUCUAUCAUCCCCGACCAUUGGGUAUGCUGGAUGAGGCUGAUGGGAGCUGUAGUGCAAAACAUCUGUAGGGACCUGGGUUUGGAAAGGCUGGUGUAGACCAGCAAAAAUUAGGAGCUGGAACCCCCCCCCCUUGGCUUAAGUCCCAUUGAAGUAAAUGGCAUCCAUUGAGCACGGAGGGUGGGAGUGGGCGAAACAUUUGUACUACAGAAGUGCCAUUUGCUCUGUUCAUUGGGUCUUUGUUCCUUUAUUUUUUUUCAAACUGUUCUACUUUAAAACAAGAUACAGAGAAAGAGAAAAAGACCAACGUGAAAGGAGACUAAGGAAUAUACAAAUAAAACAUGCUUUAUCUGGAAGUUACCAAUACCUGUAAGUCCAAAGUCUGUACAAAAAAGAAACCAAACAAAACCCAAAA